AUGCCAAAAGUUGUGAGGAUAAAUGAUUGGGAUGAAGAGGAGAGGCCACCACUAGAGGAUGACGGGAAGAAGAGGCCGCCACCAGGUAGCAGAAAGGGGAAGGCCCCGAAGAAGGGGAAGAAGGCGCCGCCGGCAGUAAAGACAAGAACCUCUUCCCGAAAGAGAUCACCAGAGGGAGAAGGCGGCGCCAGUGGCACGGAGGAGGAGCCGUCAGAGGCGUCUGAUGCCGAUUCCCAUUCGUCCAAGUCCACGUCCAAGUCCUCUUCCUCGUCGGCGUCCACGUCGCGGCGAGCCGUUGGAGUGCCCAUAGAGGAGAUUACCCCAGAGCAAAUGCAAGAGAUAGCAGAGUUCUACGAGGGACACCCUAUGUACUACGAUGUUGGGCAUGAGAACCACAAAAACACGAAGUUGAAGGACUGGACUCUGGACAAGUUUAGCGAACAGAUCGGGCUUUCUGUCCAAGCCAUACAGAGGCACUUCACAAGUUGCCGUACCGAACAUUUCAAGCUCAAGAACAGACCCAAGAGUGGCAAGAGUGGAUCCUGGGCAGCCCCCCUUACGUCACUCCAGAAGUUCAAGCUGAAGGCGUAUGAGUUUCUGGACGCCCAUCACAUAUUGCUUAGUCGUGAGACACGAACGCAGUAA
Molecule: messenger RNA, 645 nt
Organism: Lytechinus variegatus (green sea urchin)
Lineage: Eukaryota; Metazoa; Echinodermata; Echinoidea; Temnopleuroida; Toxopneustidae
Exons: 2
Coding region: 1-645 (214 amino acids)
Source: RefSeq, a predicted model, not a curated record